UGCAGCCGUGCCUGACGCUGCUUUUACGCGCAGAUUGAAUGAAAAGGGAAAAGGUAGAAGCACUUCAGUGUGUUGCGAUGAAAACAAAGUGGCAUCUCUGUAUUUUGUGGAUUGUUUUAUCACUCGGCAUCCUCAGUUGUUCGGCGGACACUUCUCAAUCUCCAUUUACUAAAAGCAAAAAACUUUUCAGACUGGGCACACCGAAGUCCAAACCAACCAAAGUCGGCAGAAAAUCCUCCCUCAGGUCAUCUUCUGUCACAGCUCAUUUGUCUCGGUUCAGCUCCCAAAGGCCCUCCCAGACUACAACAACGAGACCCAUGCGCUCAAAGGAGUACAAAGGAAAGAUCCAGUCUGGUUUUGCUUACCUUCCAGACGUCUCUGUCACCUGCUCCUCGUCGGACUUUGUCGUACGGGUAAAACCGACUUUCUACGGUCUGGGCGCGGGGGCAGAGGAGCUGAAGCUGGGCAGCUCCUGCAGAAGCAACGGGAUCCUCAGACCAUACGGUGACCUGAUCUUCACGUAUCCUCUGAUGGCGUGUGAUGCUGUGCGUCAGUCUCCCCCUGGUUUUCUGGUCUACAAAUUCGUCCUCCACUAUGAACCCUCGCCUAAACGUUUCCCAAGCAGAGCGCACAGGAUGGAUGUCAACAUUGAAUGCCGUUAUCAGAGGAACCAUCAUGUGUACCAGCUGACCGUGAAGCCAACAUGGGAAACUGCUGUCAUGCGUAAAAGGCUGAAAGGAAGUCCAGAUGACUUCCGCAUGGAGCUGAUGGAUGAUUCCUGGAAUGGGCCUUCAGAGUCCCAGGAGUACCAGCUUGGAAAAACGAUCAAUUUCCAGGUGUCUGCUCCACACAUCCCAAUGGAAGGGAAACUGUACAUCAAUAGCUGCUAUGCGACCCCCUCCACUGGCUCCAAAUCAACCCUCAAAUACACCAUCAUCGACAACUUUGGCUGUAUGAUGGACAGCAAGAGAGAUCCAGGAGCCUCUCAGUUCAUUUCUCGCACAGACAAAACCCUGAGAUUCUCCCUUAAGGCUUUCCAGUUCACUUCUGACCCGGACACAGAGGUCAGCGUUCACUGCAAACUGAUCGUGACCAGUGAAGAUCCCAGUCCUGCUCACAAAUCCUGCACUUAUAGAGGGGACAGGUGGACGGCUCUGAGUGGUGACGACUCCGUCUGUGAAUGCUGUGAUUCACGAUGUGGGACCUUGAAAGCUCACAGGGCAAUGAUUGAAGGCUCAGCCAGCAGUGGGUCUUUGCUGGUGUCAGAUCAGCCUUACACAGCAGAAGAUGGUUUUCUACCGAUCAGAACUUCCUCUGUCAGCAGGAAGCAAGGCAGCGAGGCUAUAAUUAGUCAUUACAUCAAUGAGCUGAACAGCCAAGAGGAGCUGCUGGAGAGUGUGGAUGUUAAGUAUGACGAAGAAGAGGAAGACUACACAGAUGAUGAAGAGGAAGGUGGGGUUAUCCUAGGAGGGAUGGCUAAACCUGAUGCAGAAGAGUCCGGGUUUAUGGAGAGGUUCUUAUGGGAGCCUGUGGUGAACCAGUCAGUUAUGUUUGAGGAAGGAUCUGGGUACUUGGAAGAUGAUUUUUCAGAAAGUGAAGACAAGGAAGGAAAAGAAGAGACGAUCUCUGACCAGGAAGAGCAGACAGUUCCUUCAAAGGCUAACGUACAAAGAGAGUUAGAGCAGCCAUAUUGGUCUGAGGACGAGCAGAAGAACAGGAGGCAUGCAGACCAAGAUGAGAAGGAGGACGGGAUGAUCACCUCUGAGGUGGAGAAGAGAGGUUUAGUAGGUGGUAAAGAGCAAACCUGGUAUUUCUCAUGGAGGUAGCAUCAGCUCAGAGGAUCCUUUAAUAUGUUUUUCUGCUUUAAGAUUGUAACUCUCUAACAGGAAUCUCACUUCAAUAAAAACAUAAAAUGCAAUAAUUUA
This is a messenger RNA of Cheilinus undulatus (humphead wrasse), 1925 nucleotides long. RefSeq lists its product as uncharacterized. Gene Ontology annotation, molecular function: acrosin binding. The coding region runs from base 39 to 1826 and encodes 595 amino acids. The record is from RefSeq and is a predicted model, not a curated record. NCBI's taxonomy places the organism in Eukaryota, Metazoa, Chordata, Actinopteri, Labriformes, Labridae. Gene Ontology annotation, biological process: positive regulation of acrosome reaction; egg coat formation; binding of sperm to zona pellucida. Gene Ontology annotation, cellular component: extracellular matrix. The transcript is spliced from 8 exons.